GUCUCAAAUUAAAAAAAAAAACAAUGCCCUAUCGCCGUCUGCUUGCCGGCGUUGGACCCCAUCCUCCCGCCGGCGUCGGACUCCGUCCGCUCGCCGGCAGGCAGACGGUGUACGAUGCCGGCGGGCGGACGAGGUCCUACGCCGGCAAGCGGACGGGGUCCGACGCCGGUGAGCGGACGGGCAAAAAGUUUCAGGAGGAGGUCGGUCACGGGGUUUACCUGAUUCGCUGGUCCGACGAUGGGGCGUGCUGCCGUCAGGUGGCCGGCGAAUUAUGCUGACGAGAUUGGUCCGAUGGCCGGCGACUUAGUCUGCCGUCCGGUGGCCGUGAAUCUGGCUAUGGUGUUUGUGGGGGGGUUGGUGGUCGGGACUCGGGUGGUGUGUAUGUUGUUUAAGAAACCAUUUCAGCGAAUAGAAUAUAAAGAAAAAUUUUGA
This is a messenger RNA of Linum trigynum, 432 nucleotides long. Lineage: Eukaryota; Viridiplantae; Streptophyta; Magnoliopsida; Malpighiales; Linaceae. The record is from the annotation of a GenBank genome assembly.